Ilex paraguariensis (yerba mate) is the source of this 1485-nucleotide messenger RNA. The record is from the annotation of a GenBank genome assembly. NCBI's taxonomy places the organism in Eukaryota, Viridiplantae, Streptophyta, Magnoliopsida, Aquifoliales, Aquifoliaceae.
AUGGCCCGCUCUGCUACACCCUCCAGUCUAUCUCUGUCCUCGGUCCUUGCUCAAGAGCUCAACCGUUCUUCUCUGUCAUUCAAGCCCACACCACUCUUCUUUACCUCCACCAAGACGUCCAACACUUUCUCUCUCUACCCAUUGGUGUUACAGUGUAGAGGAAGAAAAUCAAUCAAUUGGGUUGAUGUUUCUUUGGCAAAAUCUGAGUCUUGCCCAGUUAUUGUGGCUGCUUUGGCCGCUGAAGCUGAGGUAGCAGUGGCUCUGGAAGACGAAGAUGAGACAUAUACAUGGAGAGAUUUUGCUGAACCAAAGGCCAACACAACACUGGAAAUGGCCCGCUCUGCUACACCCUCCAGUCUAUCUCUGUCCUCGGUCCUUGCUCAAGAGCUCAACCGUUCUUCUCUGUCAUUCAAGCCCACACCACUCUUCUUUACCUCCACCAAGACGUCCAACACUUUCUCUCUCUACCCAUUGGUGUUACAGUGUAGAGGAAGAAAAUCAAUCAAUUGGGUUGAUGUUUCUUUGGCAAAAUCUGAGUCUUGCCCAGUUAUUGUGGCUGCUUUGGCCGCUGAAGCUGAGGUAGCAGUGGCUCUGGAAGACGAAGAUGAGGUGGUGGUGGAAGGUGGUGUUGCUUCAACUCCUCCAACGAAGCCCAAGAAAGGCAAAGCUGCACUGCCUCUGAAGAGGGAUAGAAUGAGGUCCAAGAGAUUUUUGGAAAUUCAGAAAUUGAGGGAAAACAAGAAAGAUUACGACUUAACAACUGCAAUAUCACUGCUCAAGCAAACAGCAAGCACAAAGUUCGUCGAAACAGCUGAAUCCCAUUUCCGCCUCAACAUUGAUCCCAAAUAUAAUGAUCAACAGUUGAGGGCAACGGUGAAUUUGCCCAAGGGAACUGGCCAGACUGUAACAGUUGCUGUUCUAACUCAAGGGGAAAAGUUUGAUGAAGCAAAGAAUGCAGGAGCAGAUUUGGUUGGAGGAGAGGACUUGAUAGAGCAGAUAAAAGGAGGAUUCAUGGAAUUUGACAAAUUAAUUGCUACGCCUGAUAUGAUGCCUAAGGUUGCCAGUCUUGGUAGGAUUCUGGGACCACGAGGACUAAUGCCAAACCCAAAGGCUGGUACAGUUACUACUAAUAUACCUCAGGUAUGGUCUAAAUCUUCCUGCCCGUACAUAUUUACCCAAAUUGGAGGUAGAUUUCCUGAUUCUGAACUUCUGAUCGAGGAGGCUAUAGAGGAAUUCAAGAAGGGCAAGGUUGAAUACAGAGCAGAUAAAACUGGUAUUGUUCACUUACCCUUCGGAAAGGCAAAUUUCUCAGAGGAAGAUCUUCUUUUAAACUUGCUUGCUGCAGUGAAAUCAGUAGAGGCAAACAAGCCAUCCGGUGCAAAAGGAGUGUAUUGGAAAAGUGCACAUAUAUGCUCGUCAAUGGGGCCUUCCAUUCGGUUGAAUAUAAGGGAGAUGCUCGAGUACAAGCUUCCAUCAAAUAUUUAA